Molecule: messenger RNA, 1121 nt
Organism: Cynoglossus semilaevis (tongue sole)
Lineage: Eukaryota; Metazoa; Chordata; Actinopteri; Pleuronectiformes; Cynoglossidae
Gene: mrps18a
Product: mitochondrial ribosomal protein S18A
Exons: 6
Coding region: 12-677 (221 amino acids)
Biological process (GO): mitochondrial translation
Cellular component (GO): ribosome; mitochondrial small ribosomal subunit
Molecular function (GO): small ribosomal subunit rRNA binding; structural constituent of ribosome
Source: RefSeq, a predicted model, not a curated record
CGCGAGACUACAUGACAGGAAGCGAAGCUAUCGAAGGUCAGGAAAUAAGUAUGGCGUUCCGCAGUGUGUUACGGUCCGUCUGGACUUCUUUUACGGGGUUAAAUCCAGGGACUCUGUCCUCAAGUGUGGUUGCACGUCAAACGCAAAAUGUCCCUCGACUGUCCGCUUUAACCAUACACAGUAGAGGGAUCCGUCAAGUCAUUGAGAAAAAAGAGGACAAAAUGACUACGAUUGAAGGAAAGAUAUUGGAAGUUCCACCAGGGCCAAAGCCUCCAAAUCCCGAGGCAAAGUGUCCGAUAUACAGAUGGAACCUUCAGCACAAAUACAACUAUACGGAUGUCCUGUUGCUAAGUCAGUUUAUCAGGUCAGAUGGAGGCAUGUUGCCCAAGAGAAUCACAGGCCUUUGCCCCGAGGAGCACAGAAAGAUUGCCGUCUGUGUUCAGAUGGCUCACAGAGCAGGCCUUCUUCCUGACCACAGACCUAGACUUCCAGAAGGACACGUCCCAAAGCCAAAGAAACCCAAGCUCAACCGUUAUUUGACUCGCUGGUCUGUUGGCUCAGUGAAACCCAUCUAUAAAAAAGGACUGAAGUGGUGUAAGAAGAGAAUGGAUGUCGGCCACCCAGCUUUGAAAAACAACAUACGUUACGGGUUCGGGCAUCUUCACCUGCGACAUUAAAAGACUGAGAGCAAAGAUUUAAACCAUCAACUGUAACAAAUUUGAAGGAAUUUCCUCAAGAUCUGCACUUUUUCCUGACUUUUGAACUGGUGCUCUGGGAAAAGACCUCAAAGCUCCAUCCAUCUGUUAUUCUACCUUUUGUUUAUCAAGCUGCGUCACACUUGGAAUGACUCACGCUCGGUUCCACCCAGAGCCAUCUAUUUUGUCUCUGCGGGUUUUACAAAAAGCCCUUGAAGUGAACUGGAGGCAACACAGAUGUGCAAAUAAAAUCUUUGUUUAUUCUGCCUCCCAGCAUUUGUUUACUGUGUUGGACUCAAAUUGAAGUAGAGGAAAAGCUCGUCGGCUAGUGCAGUGUACUAUCUGAGCAGCAUCAACACAGAGUGCUUUCGUGCAUUAAACAAAUCACAAGGACCCACAAUGUUAUUUAAGAAUAAAAGAUCAAAU